AUGACAGGGGAGGCAUUGACUUCUAAAGAUCCAAAGAAGAUCAAUGGGGCUCCUACUUGUUCUACCAACUACCAAGCUAUUAAUGAAAUUGAUGUUGAGAUAGAGGACCACCACAACAUCCAAGAGUUCCCAACUCUCCCUACGGGUAACAAUGUUCGGGACUCUUCCCCUGUUCCUACGGUUGGGGGAUCUUCUAAUGGGCAGCAUCCAAGCAAGCAUAUGAGUGUUCCACAAACUAAGCCCACACCUACAAAGCCAUGGAGCCAAGUAUUAAAGCAGAAUGCUAUGAAAAAAUCCAGCUCUCUAACUGUGGAAAGCUGGAAGCCCAAACCAGCUCCUUUACAAGCUAGCUCAGAUAGGCUAGAUAAUGGAAAGGCAAUUGCAACUAUGACUGGGUUAGAACAGCAAGAGGCUGGUCAGACUCAAGUAGAGGAAUUGAUAGGAGGUUACCAAGCUUCUUCCUUGGUCACGGUCAAGAAUAAUAUGGGAAUGGUUAUCCAAGGUGGCGCCUCUACCUCUUCUCAACAAGAAAUUUUGGGUCAUGAUCACCAUAUCACUAAGAUAACAGUCAAUGAGAGUACCCCUCCCCAACUGCUCAUGCAAGCUGGUGUUACUUUGGCAUCUAACAAAUUUGAGGAGCUCAACAAGGAGGGGGCAAAUUGUGGUUGA
Molecule: messenger RNA, 669 nt
Organism: Ilex paraguariensis (yerba mate)
Lineage: Eukaryota; Viridiplantae; Streptophyta; Magnoliopsida; Aquifoliales; Aquifoliaceae
Source: the annotation of a GenBank genome assembly